UCGCCCACGAGCUGAUGCUCGGCGUCGGUCUGCCCGGUCCCGGUGUGGGCUUGGUUGGCGGCAGCAUCGGCGGUGCGCUGGGUGGUGGUGGUGCCACAUCACCCACCACAUCUACCGCAUCGGCGGGUAUCGUUAGCUGCGGCAGUAGCGGUGGCCUAGCAAGCAGUAUUGGGAGUGGCAUACAGUUGGGCUCAGCUUGCAGUACACUACCGCACCCACCAUCUUCCGCCGCUGCAGCUGCCGUCGUAUCCAAUGCGUUGGCAGCUGCAUCGGCAACUUGCGGCGGAGUGGGUAGUGCAACGGCAAAUUUAAAUAGGAAUUUAGUGAUACUAAGAAACCAUUUGCGUAAAAAUACAAACACGGCGCCGACAGUGGCAGUGACGACAGCGUCCUCCCCUACUCCGACAACUCCGACUAAUAUGGGUAUAUUCAACGAUGUGACACCGACCAAUACCAAUAUUAAUACACUCAGCAGCACAAUCAGUAUCGGUAACACCAACACCAACAAUAUCAAUACAAAUCUGGAUAGAGAUCAAUAGCCCAACGGUAAAAAGGGUGAAUGUUACAAUGGAAUUUUUGAUUUGGUUUGUAAAUUAAGUUAUAUUAAUUAAAAGCAAAAAUGUUGUGUAAACAAUGGAUAGUAGAGAGUAACUUGAAAAUAAAUAUUUAUGUAUGUAUGUAAUUUUAUGAUUACUUAGCUAUACUCAUUUGAAUAUAUAGAUAUGUAUGUAAAUUACUGUGAUGAUGCGUUCUAAUGUGCUUCAGUUCAAAUGUACAGUAAGUUAAAAUUUACACAAUAAAUUAAACAUAUGAAGACAUGAUCACAUACACACUUACACAUAUGCACAUUGUAUAAAAUUCAA
Rhagoletis pomonella (apple maggot) is the source of this 863-nucleotide messenger RNA. Its product is annotated as elastin-like. The transcript has a single exon. Lineage: Eukaryota; Metazoa; Arthropoda; Insecta; Diptera; Tephritidae. The coding region runs from base 15 to 539 and encodes 174 amino acids. The record is from RefSeq and is a predicted model, not a curated record.